Messenger RNA from Colletotrichum spaethianum, 3447 nucleotides. Its product is annotated as mediator of RNA polymerase II transcription subunit 13. The transcript has a single exon. Gene Ontology annotation, cellular component: mediator complex. NCBI's taxonomy places the organism in Eukaryota, Fungi, Ascomycota, Sordariomycetes, Glomerellales, Glomerellaceae. Gene Ontology annotation, molecular function: transcription coregulator activity. Gene Ontology annotation, biological process: regulation of transcription by RNA polymerase II. The coding region runs from base 1 to 3447 and encodes 1148 amino acids. The record is from RefSeq and is a predicted model, not a curated record.
AUGCUCGCGCGAAAUAACGGCCUUGGGGAUUCUGUGCUGCUGGCCCAGGACGAAACGUCCGAUUUUUUAAACGACGCGAGAACAUGGUUUCAGCUCGGCACUGAAAGAGACGAAAAGGUGUCUAAGCGGAAAAAGGAGAGAGAAGUCGCUGCAUCUAAAGAGGCGGCCGCGGCUGCCCCGGUACAACAAGCGAACGGACAUUCACCAUUAGGACUGAGGCGCGCAAGCAACGCCGCCGCGGCGGGUACGAUGUACCCGACACCGCCGGACGGAGUUCAGAAUCCUCUGGGUAUAACACCCUCCAUGGACGGGACGACGUCAAGCCCGGGUGCCCCUGGGACUACGAUGGCAGUGAUUGACAUAGAUACGACUAUGGCUGACACAGGCACUCAUGACACAUCUGCGAUGAAUACCAAUCAGCACAAUGAAGCAUACGGUGACGGAUGGCAAUCGAACGAUAGUAAAAGAGACCGGGCCGACUCUUUUCUGGCUGGCGACAACGACAACCUUUUCGGUGACAUGGGACCAGAUAUGUUUGGGGACACCGACAUUACGGACGCUGAUUUCAGCUUCUUUGACGAAGAGGGCGGCGAUGACCUGGAUCUGUCGGGCUUGCCUGAUUUGAGUAUGCCCGAUGCACCCUCUGCGCCGUCUGCCGUCCCGGUUCCUGUGCCCGAGCCCACAAAAAUGAUGCUUCCCGCAGUAGAGGAAGUCAAGCCAGUACCAAGUCCCCCGAUUUUCGCAAAACCAGAAUUGAAGCAUGCGCGAAGCACGCUGUUGGAUGAAGGGAAGCAAAAAUUCAACGCAGAAAAGGCAGCUGGUGUCAAACGUGAAUCAAGCCCGUUCGAUCCAGACACUGUUUACAAAAGAGUUCGGGCUUCUCUGGCAGACAUCCGCUCCACCCCACAGAGAACACCAACGCGGAAGGGCAGCAUCUUCGACAGCGUCGACUUCGACCCAGUUCUACCUCUUGUGAAUAAGAAGUAUGAGCAAGGUGGUCGUUUUGACUGUCCCCCAAUCUUUCAAGGGCAGUCGCAAGACGCAAAUAAACAGUCCGUUUCUCAGGGGCCACCAACAACUGACUACCUGCGACGACAUGGAAAACAACGAAAAGCACUGCGACAGCCAGAACAUACAAAUGCGUUGAUUCGCACAAUUACGGGCAACCUCGAGAACAGCUCACUCAUUGCAAGCCCUGGAAAGGGAGACGACCUGGCAUCUGAUGCAGACGACAUCAGCCUGGUGUCAGAUCAGGACGAUUCGAGUGUGUCAGAGGAUGAGCCAACAUCGCCCUUCAAGUCUAGCAUCCGAAGGCUCAACCUGGACGACGAUGUUGCAUCCCAUGUCACCUCUCUAAGAGAUAUCGAGUCUGUGGAGGACUCUGACCCAGCGUUGGCUUUGGAUCUCCCGAAACUAGCCAAAGCUGAAGCGUCGGAAAUACUGCUACCCAAGUACUUCGAGGACGCAGAGUCGCUCCCUAUCUAUCUUUCGCUCCCGGAUGAGGACACGAUUACGAUUGCACAGAUUGUGACCGAGCAGGCUGUGACGGGUAAUUUGAGGAUACGCGAUGCGCUUGCGAAUACUUUGAAUACUGCUAUUGUAUCAGAUACGCGUCGCCAGCUGUCCUCCCUUGGCCGGACUGCUCUGCAGGCAUUGCGUGAAGUCAUUCCCUCUUGCCUCGGAGAGUUCAACACGUGCAACUUUAAGGGCCUCGUUGAAGUCCCCGACGUUCCCCUGAUCGGACCGCCCAGCAGACUUCAUCCAAGGCCGGUCAACCCACGAGACAAUGCAGAGCCGCCGAAGCCGAACAAUCUCUUCCAGAUCCCAGCUCCUCAUAUGGAGCUUCGCCGUGCGGAAGCCAGACUGUCGGUUCUGCCCGCAAGCGUUCAUUUUUGGGAAAGUCUGGGGCUUGGUCCUGCUCAGGGGACGAAGGACGUCAACGUCGUGUGUGUGUUCCCCCACUGGGAUGGGAUGUCAGAUAUUGCCGCUGCCUUUUUGGAUCGCAUGCGAAACGUUUACGAGCUUCUGAAACUAGGCUCCUUUGAACGUCUCCCGUCCAGUUCCAAAGUCACUGAUGGUCUGGUGCCUUUCGAAGCAGACAAGAUCGCAACUUCGCCAGGGACGGUUAGCCCGCACAUUGUUGCGGGCUUGGGCGAUCGCAUGGAGGCACUUAACCAAGGGCUCAUUUCGGCCAACGCUACAGAGAAGAAUUUUGUGAUAUACUUUGUAUAUCCCCCAGACCAUCCUGGGUCCAUCGUCGAGGCUUGCACCGCUUUCCAGCAACUUUUCGAGAUGCACAGGAGGUCUCUGACGGAUAGACGACAAACUCCGGCCAACGAGUUAGUCUUACAGCUAGUGCCGUUGGACUUCUUGACUUCCUCGACAGGCAUAGUGGAGCCAACACCAAGUGACGCAAUCAAGUUGGCGAUUGAGACAUACGACCGUUGCACGCUAUUUGGAGGGCCGAUGCCAUCGCCUGCCAUCAUGCUGGAGCAGUCGUUGCCACGAGGCAUCGACUUCAAACUUUCCAACACAUCAUCGUCCUCGCUCAUGCAUGAGAACACUUGCAUUCAUAUCGCCUACGCACAAAGCAUCGACGAGAGAUGGAUUACCGCUGCAUGGACGGAUAACAGGGGAUGCCAGCAGAUGACAGCGUCUUACAACCUUGGUCGCAAAGGCAAGCCCCUUUCGACGUCGCUCAACGAUGUCUGUCAUGAGAUAUGGGAAACUACCCAUGACUUGAUCUCCAAAUGGAAAGUCCAUUGGCGUGUGGUCAUCUCCAAGUGCGGGUUCAUGGAUGCGCAAGAGAUUGGAUUCUGGCAGGGGCUCGCUCAGACGGAGUCGGUAGCAACAGUGAGCUUGACCUUGAUAUCGGUCGACACCAAUCCAUCGAUGCAGUUAGUUCCGCCUGCUAUCAAGGUCCCGGCAUCUGCAUCCUCGGCCUUCUACACCACGCCUGUUUCUACCCCACAGGCGUCCAUAGUGUCUCCAGAGCAAAGUGGCACCCCGGCAACGCCCAUGAAAGAGAACAACCCAGCAAACGCCGCCACGCCGGGCGGCACUCCUGGUGAUGCCAACCCUGAGCCAGCCGAAGGAGACGCCAUCCUCCUCGACGUUACAGACCAAACAUGGGGCGCCGUGCUCGCGCACCGGCUGAGCAACUCAUCCACGCUGGGCGAGCUGAACCCGGCCCUCAUCAGCGGCUACCUCGUCAAGCGCGGCGGGACAAAGCUCGAGGACCCGCCGGUCGUCAUGGAGGUCAACAUUGUGCACGCGGACAAUAACCCGCGCAUGUACGAGCCCCUGAUGCGCGAGAUGCUCACCUACUUCAGGGGUCUCGGUACUCUGGCCCGUGCGAGGGGCGUUAUAGAUAGGGGAACGGAUGUGCGGCCUUGGCACAUUGCGGCAGCGGAGAAGGGCGUCCGGGCAUUAUAUCUUUUGAUGUGA